This is a messenger RNA of Ornithodoros turicata, 1032 nucleotides long. RefSeq lists its product as uncharacterized. Bases 242 to 934 code for a protein of 230 amino acids. The record is from RefSeq and is a predicted model, not a curated record. Lineage: Eukaryota; Metazoa; Arthropoda; Arachnida; Ixodida; Argasidae. The transcript has 3 exons.
UGUUGAUGAGAGUCCGGGAAGGUGUUGCUUCAGUGGGCAUGACGAUGGCGCAAUGUCCACAGCGUUCCGUGGUUUUUCCUAUAUUAGGAUGGCAAAAGGACCUUACAGUGAUACCCCCGUUGUCACGACAGAUCAUUCGGGACUUUUACAUGAGUAGGUCGGGCACGGAGCGAAGCUUCGACCGAAGUUAUAACUUCUUCGUUGAAGCCUACGUCGACCUGAAAACACUGAGGACAAACAAAUGCAAAAAAAGAAACUAUGUACCACACGUGUGACAGCGGAAGCGAUCGAGAGGAACACGCGCCAGCAAUCUGAAAGCCCGACGUGGCACGAAGAGCGGAGGCAUCGUUUAACAUCUUCACAGUUUGGCACUGUUCUAAUCCGGAAAGAGUGGUCUCUGAAAGGACUGGAGAACUUGACAAGGCAAAGGGACCUUUCGAAAGUGGCUGCAGUCAAGUACGGAAUAUCCAACGAACCCGUUGCGGCACAGAGGUACAAGGAGGUUCUACACAACAUGGGCCACGAUGCGGUCAUCAGCAGCUGCGGGCUUCUAGUCAGCCCCUCCUGCCCUUGGCUUGGUGCUUCUCCUGACCGGAUCGUGUUUGAUCCAGUGGAGGAUUCGUAUGGAGUGGUAGAGAUCAAGUGCCCGUAUUCGCUACGUGACCAGCAAGCGUGCAACCUUCCAGGGCUCAAUUUCUGUUGUGAGGUGGAUGAAAACGGACCAAAGCUAAAACGAGACCACCAGUACUAUGCCCAGCUGAUAGGACAGAUGGCCAUAUCAGGGCUAAGCUGGGGAGACUUUGUUGUUUACAGCAAGGAUUUUAUUCUGAUUGAACGGGUGAAGUUCAGCCAAAGCGAGUGGUCCACCAUGAAGGAAACGCUGGACUAUUUUUAUUUUGACACACUGCUGCCAUACUUAGAAACCACUAUGUAGACCUCAUGAAACUAGUUUGUACAUAUGCACUUGUGGGAAUUUUGAACCCCCUGUAUUAUAUGCCCUGAAAACAUAACUGCAAUAAAUUAUAAAUCUGA